Messenger RNA from Momordica charantia (bitter melon), 1009 nucleotides. RefSeq names its product splicing regulatory glutamine/lysine-rich-like protein (gene SCI1). The record is from RefSeq and is a predicted model, not a curated record. NCBI's taxonomy places the organism in Eukaryota, Viridiplantae, Streptophyta, Magnoliopsida, Cucurbitales, Cucurbitaceae.
CAGAAAGUUGGUUAAACGAUGAACUGGACGCAACUUCGCGCCAUAACGCUCAUACUCCUACUCCCGCCCCUUCUAGCGAAAAAAGCAUUAAAAAGAAAACACGGAAUGCUACGGUAAGAAGACCGGAUCGCUCACCUCACCGAAGCGCGAAACGAAUCAACCAAUUCUCGAUCCUUGUCAAUUUAGAAAUGGGUGGAAGCGAAAGAAAAUCCAAGGAGAAGAGGAAGAACAGAAAAGCGGCUUCAUCUUCUGAAGACGAGAAGAGGAGCAAGAGACCGAGAGCUGCGGAAGAUGACGGAAGGGAGAUUAGAAGGAGCGAUAAGAGAGAGAAGCGGAAGGAGAAGAAAUCUCACAAGCACUCCAAACACCACUCAGAGAAGAAGUCGAAGGAUAUUCACAAAGGCAAGCAUCAUAGAGGUGAUCACCACUCGAGAGCCAAAUAUGAAGAACUGUCGAAGGAGGACUAUUUCUCAAAGAAUAAUGAGUUUGCUACCUGGUUGAAAGAUGAGAAAAAUGUGUAUUUCUCUGAUCUCUCGUCGGAGUCUGCUCGCAAGCUUUUCUCUGAUUUUGUUGAACUGUGGAAUGACCAAAAGCUGGAAUCUCGAUAUUAUGAGGGUAUUACAAGUGGGCCUCGGACAUCCCAUAACUGGAAAAUCAAGGGGUGAUAACUUAGCAAGCCUCUGACUAAACAAACGGAUGGAUGAACAGAAGUUGUCUGAUUAGUAGCAUUGUGGUUUUCAUACUAGUAGUUUCCAGCCAGCUACAUCAAAUCUGCUUGCCAAUGCUGAAUGUAUAAGAGAAGUUCCAUGUCACUCUGUGGAACUUUCUUUUAUGCUUGCUUAUGAUAUGGAAUGGAAAACUGUUUGUUUUGAUUUUUUUGGAAAAAAGUAGAAAUCAGUUCAAUUUAAUCGAUUAAUUAGAUCAGAAGGUUGUUUUCUUUUCAGAACUGAAGAUUGUUGCUCUUGCAUUCUCUUGGCAAAUAUAUCUGACCUGUGCUUUGAUCUCGGAA